Messenger RNA from Benincasa hispida (wax gourd), 723 nucleotides. Its product is annotated as small ribosomal subunit protein uS12. The record is from RefSeq and is a predicted model, not a curated record. Gene Ontology annotation, molecular function: structural constituent of ribosome. Lineage: Eukaryota; Viridiplantae; Streptophyta; Magnoliopsida; Cucurbitales; Cucurbitaceae. Gene Ontology annotation, cellular component: ribosome; small ribosomal subunit. Gene Ontology annotation, biological process: translation.
CCGUCCCACCGAUUAGGGUUUUGAGUUACUGCCAGUCAGUCAGCACACUCUGCUUUCGAACUUGGGCGUUUCUUGAAGAAGUUGCAGCAUUUUCCUUAUUCGCCAUCAUGGGGAAGACUCGGGGAAUGGGAGCUGGUCGGAAGUUGAAGUCCCACCGUAGAAGGCAGAGGUGGGCAGAUAAGGCAUAUAAGAAAUCCCAUCUUGGUAACGAGUGGAAAAAGCCCUUUGCAGGUUCAUCUCAUGCUAAAGGGAUUGUGCUGGAAAAGAUUGGAAUUGAAGCCAAACAGCCAAACUCUGCUAUUAGAAAAUGUGCUCGUGUUCAACUGAUUAAAAAUGGAAAGAAGAUUGCUGCUUUUGUACCUAAUGAUGGCUGCCUCAAUUAUAUCGAGGAAAAUGACGAAGUUUUGAUAGCGGGGUUUGGACGUAAGGGGCAUGCUGUGGGAGAUAUUCCUGGUGUUAGGUUCAAGGUUGUUAAGGUCUCUGGAGUUUCACUUCUGGCUCUCUUUAAAGAGAAAAAAGAAAAGCCAAGAUCCUAGACCUCUUUUUUUCUUUUUUUCCUUUUCCUUUUUUUUUUUUUUUUACCUUUUAAUUAUAAAAUUUUAAAAUCAAAUUUUGAUAUAACUCUUUGAUUUGUAUUUUCAACGACUGGUCUCACUUGUCUUAUUAUUUUUCUUCAAACAAUCUUCAUAUUCAACAAAUAAACGUCACCUAAUUUACAUGCAA